This is a messenger RNA of Anopheles cruzii, 945 nucleotides long. RefSeq names its product CDK-activating kinase assembly factor MAT1 (gene Mat1). Bases 1 to 945 code for a protein of 314 amino acids. Gene Ontology annotation, cellular component: transcription factor TFIIH holo complex. Lineage: Eukaryota; Metazoa; Arthropoda; Insecta; Diptera; Culicidae. Gene Ontology annotation, biological process: positive regulation of cyclin-dependent protein serine/threonine kinase activity; regulation of transcription by RNA polymerase II; nucleotide-excision repair. The transcript is spliced from 2 exons. The record is from RefSeq and is a predicted model, not a curated record. Gene Ontology annotation, molecular function: cyclin-dependent protein serine/threonine kinase activator activity.
AUGGACGAUCAAGUUUGUCCACGUUGUAAAACCACAAAAUACCGCAAUCCGUCGCUCAAGCUGAUGGUAAACGUUUGUGGCCACACGCUAUGUGAAAGCUGCGUCGAGUUACUGUUCCUGAAAGGAUCCGGUUCCUGUCCCGAGUGUGGAGUGGCACUGCGGAGAAGCAAUUUCCGGGUGCAACUAUUCGAAGAUUCUAACGUCGAUAAGGAGGUGCAGAUUCGCAAGCGCAUUCUGAAGGACUUCAACAAAAAAGAAGACGAUUUCGCAUCGCUCGACGAGUACAACGACUAUCUAGAGGUGAUCGAAGAGAUAGUGUUUAAUCUGUGCAACAACAUCGACAUCAUCAACACGAACAAGCGGAUCGAACAGUUUAAGCGCGACAAUCGCGACGUAAUUCUGAAAAACAAAACCAAACUAAGCAAGGAUGAGCUCGAGCUGGAGCAAAUCGUCGAGUUCGAGAAGGAGCAGUUCGAGCAGCGGCGAAAAGAGCUAGCGAUGAUCGAGUCGGAAAAUCGGAAGCUGAAAACAAAAAACAAGGAAGAGCUGAUCGAUUCGCUGAUGGCCAGCUACGAGGAUGCUAGCGCAAUUGUGGAUAAAUUUUCGCAAAAAGCUGAGCAAACGCAGAUUCAGCUAUCAAAGUCGAUGGCGCCACCGCCGGCACCGAAGCAGACACACUUCUCCUCGGGUAUCGCGACCGGCUUUCAAGGACAGCACGGGUUUCUGCCGGUCCCGAAACCGGACGAGGGACCACUGUACGUGUACGAGGGCCAAGAGUUUUCUACUGAUGGUCCUGCACCGCCUAGCCUCGCGGAAGUGAUCAACAGUGGAUAUAUUAGGCAUAUAAGAGCUGAAACUGUGGCAGAGAAAACGGGUGGAUUCCAAACAAACGUGUCAUGCCUCCGAGCCAUACAGGAAGCGUUGGCUGGCUUGUAUCAUGGUUAA